Molecule: messenger RNA, 1497 nt
Organism: Telopea speciosissima
Lineage: Eukaryota; Viridiplantae; Streptophyta; Magnoliopsida; Proteales; Proteaceae
Product: UDP-galactose transporter 1-like
Exons: 6
Coding region: 408-1430 (340 amino acids)
Cellular component (GO): Golgi apparatus
Molecular function (GO): antiporter activity
Source: RefSeq, a predicted model, not a curated record
CUUUACCAAACCAAAGAUCUCAAAUUCAACCAUUUCAAUGUCCGUGUGAUGGGGAGAAAGCCAAAGACGUUUUGAGUUCGAUCGUAGAGGAAAAACUCUUCAUACCAUCACCAUCACAUGGGAGAAGAGCCACCUCCACCGUUACACUACUUUUCUUCCACGCACUUCUCCUCUUACUCUUCCGAAACAAUCACUUCUCUUUCAGAGGCGUUUUAAUUGCUUCUAUUCUCCCCUCUUUUGGCCUUCACUUCAAUCCUUUUUAGUCUUUCAGAGCAGCAUUCAUCUGGGUUCCGUUCUUCCUUUCUCUUCUCCUCUUUUUUGUUUUUUGAUCUUGGUGCCUUUUAUUCUGUUCUGCCAUAUCUUUUUUUUUUUUUUUUUUAAAGUUUCGUGGGUCUCUUUGGAGAUCUAUGGAGGAGAAUCGGUUGUUUCAAUGGAGCGUGUUUCGAGCUAUUCUCGCCAUUCUUCAGUGGUGGGGCUUCAAUGUUACAGUGAUUAUCAUGAACAAAUGGAUCUUUCAGAAAUUGGAUUUUAAGUUUCCUCUGUCUGUGUCCUGCAUUCACUUCAUCUGCUCAGCUAUUGGAGCAUACUUUGUAAUCAAGGUUCUGAAGAUUAAACCACUGAUAGAGGUCAAUCCUGAAGACCGUUGGAGAAGGAUAUUCCCCAUGUCUUUUGUGUUCUGUAUCAACAUUGUACUGGGGAAUGUGAGCUUACGAUAUAUUCCAGUUUCUUUUAUGCAGACUAUAAAAUCAUUCACUCCUGCAACAACAGUUGUUCUGCAGUGGCUACUUUGGAGGAAAUCCUUUGACUGGAGAAUUUGGGCUUCUUUGGUACCCAUUGUGGGAGGAAUUCUUCUCACCUCUGUUACUGAGCUUAGUUUCAACAUAUUUGGAUUCUGUGCUGCAUUAUUUGGUUGUCUUGCUACAUCUACGAAGACCAUACUUGCAGAGUCCCUACUUCAUGGAUACAAGUUUGACAGUAUCAACACAGUGUACUACAUGGCACCUUUUGCAACUAUGAUCUUGGCAUUACCAGCAUUACUACUUGAAGGUGCUGGAGUCAUGAAUUGGCUUUCUACAAACGAGUCUGUCGGCUCAUCACUUGUCAUAAUAGUCAGCUCAGGAGUAAUGGCUUUCUUUUUGAACUUUUCCAUCUUCUACGUAAUCCACUCUACGACUGCUGUCACAUUCAAUGUUGCUGGUAAUCUCAAGGUUGCAGUUGCUGUUUUGGCUUCUUGGUCGGUAUUUCAUAAUCCAAUCCCAGCUCUGAAUGCCAUGGGGUGUGCAGUGACACUUGUUGGUUGUACAUUUUAUGGGUAUGUGAGGCACAAGCUUUCCCAACAGCCACCAGGAACGCCCAGAACACCCCGGACCCCUCGGAAUCAGCUGGAGAUUAUUCCUCUUGUAAAUGAUAAAUUAGAUUAUAAAGUCUAAUUUAAAGAUCUUUGAUGCAAUGCUUUCUUGUAAACUUGCAUUUGAUCAGUUGAUAGUGUUGUGCCUU